Cornus florida is the source of this 699-nucleotide messenger RNA. RefSeq names its product thaumatin-like protein 1. Bases 1 to 699 code for a protein of 232 amino acids. The record is from RefSeq and is a predicted model, not a curated record. The transcript has a single exon. Gene Ontology annotation, biological process: defense response. Lineage: Eukaryota; Viridiplantae; Streptophyta; Magnoliopsida; Cornales; Cornaceae. Gene Ontology annotation, cellular component: extracellular region.
AUGGUAUCAUUUUGUAUUGCAGUGGCUCACUCAGUUACAUUUACAUUCACAAAUAAGUGCCGUUACACUAUUUGGCCGGGAACCCUCACUGGUCGUGAUGCUCAAUUAUCGUCAACUGGAUUCGAGUUAGCAUCCAAAGCUUCAUUGUCCCUCGACGCACCGGCCUCAUGGUCAGGCAGGUUUUGGGCGCGGGCUUUUUGCUCUGUGAACGCUAGUGGAAAGUUCACCUGUCAGAGUGGCGACUGUAGCUCCGGCCAGAUAAGUUGUAAUGGUGCCGGUGGAAUUCCACCGGCAACCCUAGUAGAAUUAACCCUAGCAGGUUACAAGGGAAAAGAUUUUUACGACAUUAGCCUGGUGGACGGCUUUAACUUGCCGGUUUCCGUCACCCCUGUAGGCGGAUCCGAUAACUGCAACGCCACGGCAUGCCCGGUCGAUGUCAAUGCCGAUUGUCCAGCAGAACUUGCCUUGAAAAAUUCAGAUGGUGCCACAGUUGGUUGCAAGAGUGCAUGCCUAGCAUUUAAUCAGUCACGGUAUUGUUGCACUGGGGCUUUUGGCUCACCAGAUACUUGUCCACCAACUGACUACUCAAAGUAUAUGAAAGGGAAGUGUCCUCAGGCUUAUAGUUAUGCCUACGAUGAUAAAACUAGCACUUUCACUUGCUCUGGUGGACCAAACUAUGUUAUUACAUUCUGUCCAUGA